UUGGAGUAAUAUUAAAUAUGAAAUAACAAACUUCCACUGGGAUUUUCAAAUAAAUGUCGUCUGGAGUAUUACGUACCAUUAGUAGUAUUGGCAGAGCAUACCUUAAGACAUACUACAACAACUGUCAACGUGUUGAAAGUGUACAUCGCAUACCCAAUUCAUUAUUUUCAAGUCAACCUGCUUGGGGAACGAAAAAAGUUAACAGAAAAAUAGUUCUUAAAUCAAUUGACAAGAUGAUGUCUCCCGAAGCCGAAGCUAUAGUUGCUCCACUUAGAGAGAAAGUCCUGGAACAAGGCAAUCUAGUGAGAAGUCUUAAGGCUAAUAAUGCUCCAGAAUUGGAUGUUAAAAAAGCUGUAGCUGAACUAAAAGCCAGGAAGAAGGUUCUUGAAGACAAGGAGUUGGAAUUAAUGUCCAAUGUAGUUACAUUUGAUCGUUCUAAAAUGGAAGACUUACUCAAGAGGCGGUUCUUCUAUGAUCAAAGUUUUGCAAUUUAUGGAGGCAUCACGGGACAAUUCGACUAUGGCCCAAUGGGAUGUGCACUUAAAUCAAACAUCCUUAACUCAUGGAGGCAAUUUUUCGUUCUCGAAGACCAAAUGCUUGAAGUAGAUUGUUCCAUUCUGACCCCUGAGCCUGUUCUUAAAGCAUCAGGACAUGUUGAACGUUUUGCUGAUCUUAUGGUUAAGGAUCUUAAAAACGGCGAAUGCUUCCGUCUAGACCAUCUUAUAAAACAUUUUUUGGAGAAAUUAGCUUCAGAAAAAAGUUCCACUGCUGAAAUAAAAGCAACUUGUGAGGAUAUAAUUAUUAAGCUUGAUGGCAUGUCUAAAGAUGAAAUGAGGGAUAUUCUUCGAAAGUACAAUAUGAAAUCUCCAAUAACCGGAAAUGAUCUCACUGAUCCAAUAGAGUUUAAUCUCAUGUUUGCAACACAAAUUGGACCAACAGGACUUAUUAAAGGUUUCCUCCGUCCAGAAACAGCACAAGGUAUUUUUGUUAAUUUCAAACGUUUGUUGGAAUUUAAUCAAGGAAAACUUCCAUUUGCUGCUGCACAAAUUGGUAACGCAUUUAGAAAUGAAAUUUCUCCUAGAUCUGGUUUAAUUCGUGUAAGAGAAUUUACAAUGGCUGAAAUUGAACAUUUUUGUGAUCCAUCACAAAAAGAUCAUCCCAAAUUUGUGAAUGUAAAAGAUACUAAAAUGACUCUAUAUUCCGCAUGUAAUCAAAUGGAUGGUAAAAGUGCAACACAAUUAACAAUUGGUGAAGCUGUUAGUUCAGGACUUGUAGCUAACGAGACACUAGGAUAUUACCUUGCUCGAAUCCACCAAUUUCUAACAUCCAUCGGAAUCAAUGACCAAUGUCUUCGGUUUAGACAACACAUGGCUAAUGAAAUGGCUCAUUAUGCCUGUGACUGUUGGGAUGCUGAAUGCCUUACAAGUUACGGAUGGAUUGAAUGCGUUGGCUGUGCCGAUCGAUCAGCUUAUGAUUUAAAACAGCAUAUGGGUGCAACCGGAGUUCGAUUAGUAGCCGAAAAACGUUUGCCUGAACCGAAAGAAGUUCAAGUGACCGAAAUUGCUACAAACAAGCAGGUUCUUGGAAAAACAUUUAAGAAAGAUGCAAAAUCAAUAACAGAAGCAUUGGCUAACCUUUCAAUUGAUGAAAUUGAAGACGUAGAAAAAAAUCUAAAUGAAAAUCAAAUGUAUAACCUCUCUUUAAAUGGAAAUGAAUACAAACUAACUUCUGAUAAUAUUUCUGUUAAACGAUCUAAAAAAACUGUUCACGUUGAAGAGAUAACACCAAAUGUUAUUGAGCCGUCUUUCGGAAUUGGGCGCAUUUUGUAUUCGUUGCUUGAACAAAACUUUAAAUGCCGCGAGGCUGACGAACAACGUUGCUAUUUCUCACUACCAGCAGUUGUUGCACCUUUAAAAUGUUGUAUACUCCCACUGAGCAACAAUGCCGAAUUUAUGCCAUUUAUUAAUCAAUUGUCAUCUGCUCUCACUAAAUCAGAUAUAUCCCAUAAAGUAGAUGAUUCAAGUGGAUCCAUAGGAAGACGGUAUGCUCGAACUGACGAGAUUGCUAUUCCAUACGGUAUAACUAUUGAUUUUGAUACCCUCAAGGAGCCACAUAGUAUCACUUUGCGUGAGCGAGAUUCAAUGAACCAGAUAAGAAUUCCGAUAAAAGAAGUUGCCGAAGUAGUUAGAUCUCUAUCAAUUGGUCAACAAACAUGGAAUGAUUUGCUCCAAAAGUACCCACUGUUUGAACAACAAAAUGCAGAAAAGUAAUAUGGAACAUUGCUUGAAUCACGCAGAAUAAACAAACGCUUGGGAUAAACAAAUUGCAAUCCGAUUUAAACUUGAAGCAUUUUCUUACGCUUGUAUAAGAAUAAAAUAAAAGUGUAUUCACAUUGA
Messenger RNA from Eupeodes corollae, 2396 nucleotides. RefSeq names its product glycine--tRNA ligase (gene GlyRS). Gene Ontology annotation, biological process: mitochondrial glycyl-tRNA aminoacylation. Gene Ontology annotation, cellular component: cytoplasm; mitochondrion. The record is from RefSeq and is a predicted model, not a curated record. The coding region runs from base 54 to 2270 and encodes 738 amino acids. Gene Ontology annotation, molecular function: glycine-tRNA ligase activity; ATP binding. NCBI's taxonomy places the organism in Eukaryota, Metazoa, Arthropoda, Insecta, Diptera, Syrphidae. The transcript is spliced from 12 exons.